ACCAAAUAAGAAUUCUCCUGGAUGGAAGACUAAUGAAAGCCAAAUUGAACUUUUGAAUAAGGGGUUUGGGAUGGUAGGGAAAAAUCCAAAUGAACCGUACGGUCUAGUUAAAAAUCUGAGAACCGACUAUUUUUUUAUAACCAGUCCGGUUUGAAGGAGUUUUUUUUUUUUGUUUAAUUGGAAUUUUAGGGGAAAAAAAAAGAUACCAAAACACCCAAUACCCCCAUUUCCAUUCCUGUAAUCCUAAUCCCCCAAAAGGUAACCCUAACCUCACGUGACGGCGGCACCAUAGUCGGAAGCUAACCUCACAUCACCGCCACACCGCCACACCGCCGGCCGUGUCGUGUUGUUCGUGUCAACGAAUACCGUGCGGCUUCAAGGAAUUCACCUGCACCGCGGCUCCCUCGUCUUCAUCGUGGCUUCUCCUUGCUCCGUGGCUCCUUGCGCGGGAUCGUCGUCACCGUAGUAGCGUCGUCUCCGUCGUGUGCGUCCUCAACUCGGCCGGAGUCGUGUGCGUCCUCAACUCGGCCGGAGUAGUUGGUUGUCUCUGUCUUCUGCUUCCUCUGCUAUGUUGGACAGGUAAGGGAGUGCCAGUGGAGGAUGACAUCGAGUAGCAGCAAGGCGGAAGACCCGUGGAAAUGGAACGUGGCGAUGGUCGAGAUGUUUUCGCAGGCGCAAACCGAUUAUGCAGACGAGGGGGUAUGUAUGCGAUUUUAUCUAGUUCGCCAAGAAUGAAUAGGAUUGGUGGUGAGGUAUUGAGGUGUGAGAAUACAGUUGUGAGCAACAUGUAAAGAUUUAUUGUUAACUAGGUUGUUUAAUGAGGCAUUGCCGCUGUGUAGGUAGUGGGAAGGUAACAUAGCUGUAGGUGUUUUUAUUUUUGUGGCUCAUAGAUGGACAACGUGAGGGUGCUUGUUGGUUGAAAUGUGCCAUGACAAAUUUUUUGGUAUUAAAGAAUGGUUUAGGGACACUGAGGAGUGGUUAUGACUGGGUUAAUUAUGUUGCAGGUGAAGUUGUUAAGUUUGUAGGCAAGUUAUUUCAUCCUAAUUCAUUUUAUAAUUUUCAUUUCUCGUGAAACCAAUCUUUUAUUAAGAAGUUCAAAAUCCAGAAGAACUAAAUUUACGGUGGUUAGCGAAUUGAGCCAUCAUUAUUGUGGGUGAUAUGCCUUUGGAGAAAAAAGAUGCAGGAAAGUAAGUAAACAUGGAAAGACAUUUAUAGAAGAUGGAAACGAAAAGAGAGAAAAGAAUGAGUGAAUGUGUUGAUUCCCUGAAGCCUUGUUUGACCUGGGCACUGACCGUGAAGUUGUGGUUGGAGAUUUGGACUGCAAUAAUGAGGGGGCGUCGGUUGGAUAUGUAGAUAUGGGUGGGCUUAGAUCAGAAGACGUUCUUCUAAUGGAAUUUAACACGCCUGAGGAGGCAAGAGGUUUCUAUAAUAACUAUAGCCGCAUUAAGGGGUUUGCAACAAGACAAGGAAAGAAGGUAAGAAAUAUUGUCGGAGACAUUGUGAGGUAUACUUUUGUCUGCAACAGAGAGGGGUUCAGAGAGAAGAAAUGGUUGGAGAAGACUGAUAGAAAGAGGGAGCAUAAAGUGGUAACUCGCUGUGGUUGUGUGGCCGAGAUGAGGAUUAAGAGGAAAGACGGUUGCGGAAAGUGGUAUGUCUCGCGAUUUACCGAUGAGCACAAUCAUGAGCUUCUGCCGGGAAAGUUUGUUGAUUUCUUGAGAUCACACAGGAAAAUUUCAGAGGUUGAGAUUGCUCAUUUAACCAGCAUGCGGGAUAUAGGAAUUAGCAUUCCGAAGAUCUAUGAAUCGUUUGCAGCCCAGCUUUGUGGCUUCAACAUGGUCACGUUUACGAAGCAAGAUAUGUAUAACGAGGUGAGGAGACAAAGAGCAUUGCAGGAUGGAGAUGUAAAUGCGGCCAUUCGGUUCCUAGAUGGUGUUGGUCGUGUUGAUGGGAAGAUGUUUUGGAGGCAUAGAUUGGGUCCUGGACAACACUUGUGCGACUUGUUUUGGAGUGAUGGGCGCAGUCAGUAUGAUUAUGGGGUAUUUGGUGAUGUGCUGGCAUUCGAUGCGACCUACGGGAGGAACAAAUAUAAUCUACCCGUAGUGGUAUUUUCCGGGGUUAACCAUCACAACCAGACGUGCGUAUUUGCCACGGCUUUAGUGUCAUGCGAGUCACAGGAAUCUUAUGUUUGGGUGCUUGAACAAUUUUUGGAGUGCAUGGGGGGUGUAGCACCUAAGUCGGUAAUCACCGACGGGGAUCCAGCAAUGCGCAUAGCUAUUCAAAGGAUUUUUCCUACUGCUCAUCACCGGUUGUGCGCGUGGCAUCUUCUUCGGAAUGCGACGUCAAAUAUUUGUGACCCACGAUUCACGCAACUUUUUAAGCAUUGCAUGUUGGCAGACAUCGAGAUAGACGAAUUUGAGGUGAUGUGGGAGGCAAUGGUUGAGGAGUGUGGCGUGAGGGAGGUUGAAUGGGUACAGGAGUUGUAUAGGAAGAAGUAUUCAUGGGCAACUGCUUAUAUUAGAGGAAGAUUCUUUGCGGGGAUUAGAACAACUUCUCGGUGCGAGUCUUUGCAUGCCAAACUGGGACGGUUUGUGGAAAGCAGGUAUGGCGUGAUUGAAUUUGUGACGAACUUCCAGAGGUGUGUGGAUUUUCUUAGAGACAAUGAGGAUGAGAUGGAAUUCCGUUCGUGCUACGGGACUCCGGUCUUGCAAACUCAGUUCAUAGAGUUAGAGAAGUUUGGUGCGACACGAUUCACGCGGGAGAUGUUUUGGAGAUAUCGUGAGUCGCUAAAUCGGUGUGUGCGGGUGAGGAUAAACGCUUGUGUUGAGAUAGAAGGUGGCCAAACUUUCACUGUCCAGAAGUACCGCAAACCAGGAAUGACAUGGCAGGUUAAGCACGAGAAUACAACGAACACCUUCACGUGCUCCUGUCUGAGAAUGGAGUCCUUUGGGCUCCCAUGUGUACAUAUACUAGCUGUUCUGGUGCAGCUUGAUGCUGUCGUUAUUCCUGAUACCCUCGUGCUGCGACGGUGGUCGAAGACAGCAAAGAUCGACAUGGAUCUGGAGAAGUUCCGGUGUCCGUCUGGGGAACCGUCGACAAUUUACCGUACUAGGUUGGGUGCAUUCUCACAAUUGUGUAAGAGGCUCGGAAGGGUUGCUUGCAUGAGCGAUGAGGACUUCAAGGACAUUUCGCAGAAGGUUGUGAACGACACGUUAUCUUUGGAAAUGAAGUAUGGACUUCGAGUGGACAAUCCCGUGUCAAAUGAACCGCAACGAGGAGGAGUUAAGGAUCCAGUUCGUGUGAGAACCAAAGGGACUGGACGUGGCAAUCAAGCGUCUCCAUCAACCGGUAGGAAGCGACGGAAAUGCAGCAGCUGCGGAGGAUUGGGCCAUCGAAGGACUAGGUGCCCAGGUGUGGGUGCAUCAGGGACAACCGGCGUUGAACUUCAUGAAGUGGCAGGCACUAGCGCCCAACCGGUUCCGGCAGAUGAUCCGCCGGAGCAGAGAAGGUCAGGAAAAAGGACAUGCAACCUUUCGGAAACCUAUCCCAGCUCCCAUGAUGAAGACACCAACCCAUUGAUUAAUAUUUAUGACUGCUUGGUGGACAGCAACAGGAAGAAAAACAAAAUUGUAAAAGAAUGAAAAUGAAGAAAAUAAGGGUUAAGAGAAGCUCUGAUUCGUGCAAUUUUAACUAUGUUAGACAUUAUUGUGACAUGUGCAUGUGUGACAUGAUAUAUACAUGUUCAUAUCUUUUUUAUAUUCGAGUUAAUUAUAUGAAUGAUAAGGGGGAAAAAUUUUGCAA
Messenger RNA from Arachis ipaensis, 3798 nucleotides. NCBI's taxonomy places the organism in Eukaryota, Viridiplantae, Streptophyta, Magnoliopsida, Fabales, Fabaceae. The record is from RefSeq and is a predicted model, not a curated record.